Triticum dicoccoides is the source of this 1287-nucleotide messenger RNA. RefSeq names its product NDR1/HIN1-like protein 26. Gene Ontology annotation, cellular component: plasma membrane. The record is from RefSeq and is a predicted model, not a curated record. The transcript has a single exon. Bases 236 to 928 code for a protein of 230 amino acids. NCBI's taxonomy places the organism in Eukaryota, Viridiplantae, Streptophyta, Magnoliopsida, Poales, Poaceae. Gene Ontology annotation, biological process: defense response to other organism.
CGAGAGGCAAUGAAUGGCAGGCCAGGCCCGCAUCCACUGUUUUUCCAAAAGCUUCUUCUUCUUUUUCCCUUCCCUCUGUAUUUUGCAUUAGCAUAGCCUACUUUUACCUCCAUUAUUACUUCGUCCUUCCCUUUUGCUUUCCCGUUCGGACACCUUACUCGCUUGGCUUCUUCUCCUCUCCUCUCCUCUCCUCCCGGUGCGCUCCUUUGUGAUUGGUUGCUGCUGCUCGGGAUCAAUGGGUACUCCUACUCCAUACCACCUCCUGUCUCCAAGAACCAUCGUCACCAAGAUCAUCAGCAUGAAGCGGCAGGAGCCAGAGCCGCCGCCGCCGCCCAAGAUCAUCCUGCAGCCACGGCACCGGACCAGCCCCGCGAUGUGGUGCGCUGCCAUCGUCUGCUUCGCCUUCAGCGUCCUCCUCAUCCUCGCCGGCCUGGUGAUCCUCGUCGUCUUCCUGACGGUGAAGCCAAGGACGCCGUCCUUCGACGUCGCCCACGCAGCCCUCAACAGCGUCUACAUCGGCUCGCCCCCGCCCUACUUCAACGGCGACAUGACGCUGACGGCCAACAUCUCCAACCCCAACCGCAAGAUCGGCGUCGUGAUCCAGUCCGGCGCCGUCGAGCUCUUCUUUCGGGGCAGGCUGGUGUCGGCCCAGGCGCUGCCGUCGUUUGCGCAGCGGCGGGGGCAGUUCACAGUCCUCAGCGUCCACAUGCUGUCUAGCCAGGUCGUGCUACCGCCGGAGGUGGCCGUGGAGCUGCUGAACCAGAUGAAGAGCAACAAGAUCCUCUUCACCAUCAGAGGGACCUUCAAGGUCCGGGAAAGGUUCUGGUCUUGGCACUACACCUACCGGAUGACUGCCAUUUGUGACCUGGAGCUCACCGCGCCUCCCUCUGGAUUUCUCGUAGAUAGGAGAUGCACAACAUCAACGUGAUUGGUACCUGGAUGCUCUUUUCAUCUUCUUUUGUUGCAUCAAAUUUUCAAGGAUGUAUAGCAGUACGAAACUAUUUUGGAUGUAUUUUUUUAUGUAAAGUAAAAUCCAAGUAAACCAUUCACAGCAAUCUAAAAUUAUCACGCGAUUCCUCUGUUUAUGUCUGAAAACCAAACAAACAAACAAGGGCCUGGGAACAUCUACUGGUUACCAUAUUUAGGUAGGUUAAUAACUGAAGAAGAAAAUCAUUGGACACAUUUAUCUGUAAUAACAGUUAGGGUAGCAAAAACAACCUGUGAAAGCGAUGCCUGCCCCUGGUUUCUGAAACCAAUUUCCAUCACAACUCCUUUUCUUGUGACUAU